AUGGCCGAGGUGCCUGUCACUCAGAGUAACACCGUCGAGCUUCCUGAUUCCACCCGAGUUGUCGAGCAGAACAGAGGAUCGGGAGAUGUUGGCUCUUCGGAUUCGGCACGUCGGAGAAAUUCAGGUGACCAAACCGAGCGGGCGCCCCGAAUCCGUACGGUUGUCCGGACACGGAGAAUUUACGUCCGUCCGUGCACCGCCGACAGUAAGUACACACCUUUCAUGCUCGAGGUCAAUUCACAAGGGAUCUCCAUACCAUCAGAAAAUACAAAUGAUCCGUCAACAUUCCCGGACAGCCCAGUCAGCGGAGCCCAGGACUCCACCUCCAGACCGGGGCAAAUUCAUCCCCCGGUCAACACCGCAGUGGGAAACCGUCACAACGUAUCGACAUAA
Penicillium oxalicum is the source of this 393-nucleotide messenger RNA. RefSeq lists its product as uncharacterized. The record is from RefSeq and is a predicted model, not a curated record. The transcript has 2 exons. The coding region runs from base 1 to 393 and encodes 130 amino acids. Lineage: Eukaryota; Fungi; Ascomycota; Eurotiomycetes; Eurotiales; Aspergillaceae.